Molecule: messenger RNA, 1257 nt
Organism: Pungitius pungitius (ninespine stickleback)
Lineage: Eukaryota; Metazoa; Chordata; Actinopteri; Perciformes; Gasterosteidae
Gene: id2a
Product: inhibitor of DNA binding 2a
Exons: 3
Coding region: 114-524 (136 amino acids)
Biological process (GO): circadian regulation of gene expression; negative regulation of transcription by RNA polymerase II; cell differentiation
Cellular component (GO): nucleus; cytoplasm
Molecular function (GO): transcription regulator activity; protein dimerization activity
Source: RefSeq, a predicted model, not a curated record
CUCCAGUCUGACCGCUGAUCGUCUGGCACAUACAGGACAUUAAAAAAAAAAAAAAAGAAGCAAGAUUAUCGACACACGCGACCGCGCUCUCGCCUAACUUAACACUGACAACAAUGAAAGCAAUAAGCCCCGUGCGGUCCUUCCGGAAAAACAACGCGAAUAUAUCAGAGCACUCCUUGGGAAUCUCGCGGAGCAAGACCCCGGUGGAUGACCCGCUCAGCCUGCUGUACAACAUGAACGACUGCUACUCCAAGCUGAAGGAGCUGGUGCCCAGCAUCCCCCAGAACAAGAACGUCAGCAAGAUGGAAAUCCUGCAGCAUGUCAUCGACUACAUCCUGGACCUGCAGAUCGCGCUGGACUCAAGUGUCGCACUAACCAGCCUGCAUCACCCUGCGCGGCCGGGGCAGGCUCCAUCCAGGACCCCCCUGACCACCCUCAACACGGAUAUCAGCAUCUUGUCAUUACAGUCCCCGGAGUUGCCAUCAGCGCUGAUGACAGAUGACAGCCGGACCCUGCAUCGUUAAAAGCGGUGUUUGGUCAAGACGCAAAAAAAAAACACAUACACAGACACACGGGACCUGGGGAGCAGGACAACCCCCCCCCCCCUCCCCUCCCCUCCUCACUCCACAACCCUUCCACCCCUACCCCACUCCAACCUCUGUCCUCCAGGCCUGGAUUUUUUUUUUUUUAUUUUUUUUUCUAUCUGCUGACGCUGAAAUCAAGAGACUUUUGCUUAUUAUGGGACAAUCUAUUGUGAUGUGUUUUCUGUAUGGACACUUCAUUAUUAUUUAACUUAAGACUUUUUAUUUUUUAUUUUUAUUUGUGGUUCCAUUUCUGGAAUGGAAGGCGCGCUAUAUUCCCGAGAAUGGGAGGGAAAAAAAUGAGAUUAUUGUCACAAGGAUUAUUUCAACCCCCCCCCCCCCCCCGAACCCUGUCCCUCUCCUUGUUGAAGUCUUCGCUUUUUUUUGCGAAGGGUGCGAACGUGAAUAGAAAAGACAACAUGGUUAGUUACUGUAAAAAGUUUAGUCUUGUCUUGUCAGAACCGUUGGCACAUGAAGGACUGGACGUUGUAUAAAAAAAAGAAGUAAAAAUGAAAGAAUGAAACCUUGUGAACUCUUAUCGGGAGUUUAUCUUGUAUAGUUGCAGGAAUUCGAAACUUCUGCAAAAAUGUAAUGUUGUACUUAAUUAUGCUGAAACUUUUUAUAAAAGUAAUGUAAAUUGUACCUUUUUUUUAUACAAAAUAAAUCAAAAACGCAA